AUGAUUUUCGCGAAGAGUUUCACCAAAGUUUUCAAAGUUUGGUCAAAGUUUCCAGGAGUUUUGGUUCGAGAUCGAACACGAAUGAUCGCCGAUCAAACCAGUGGGUCCGUGUUGACCUACGAUGUCUGUACUUUGCACAGCACAGCACAGCACAGCACAGCACUCCGACCUCCAUGUUGUCGAGAACGCCUCGUGAGAUCGUCCAACCACGCGGCUUACCAUCGAGCGCCUCGCGAUGCAAUGGCGCGAUUCUGGGCUUUAGCCUACACGUCCACUGCACAUUGUGGUCAUCGUCCCACGCUACCCUCUUUUCUGAAGUCACAAGCUGACUUGCACUGGCUGGGUGACAGCAUCGACUUCUGCAUUCCCGUGGACCCUACGGUGACCACUCCCACCGAUCUAAGCUUGCAGCUCGAAGCGCACGAUCGAACACAAGAUUAG
This is a messenger RNA of Pseudozyma hubeiensis SY62, 441 nucleotides long. Its product is annotated as 1,3-beta-glucanosyltransferase. The transcript has a single exon. NCBI's taxonomy places the organism in Eukaryota, Fungi, Basidiomycota, Ustilaginomycetes, Ustilaginales, Ustilaginaceae. The record is from RefSeq and is a predicted model, not a curated record. Bases 1 to 441 code for a protein of 146 amino acids.